Molecule: messenger RNA, 558 nt
Organism: Adineta ricciae
Lineage: Eukaryota; Metazoa; Rotifera; Eurotatoria; Adinetida; Adinetidae
Source: the annotation of a GenBank genome assembly
AUGACGAGUGAAUUUCAAAAUCACGUUGAAAGCUUCGUGACAUCAUUAACAGCAAAUGCACCGCAGAUACAUUAUCAGGCAUUUGACUUUUCCAAUGUGAGCGAUAGUCGAUCGAUGUUAACGAAUUUGAAUUAUGAUAAGAACAAAGUUUCGUGCCUAAAUCUGGAAAUGAUAGCAGAUAUGUUUCAAGUAUUCGCAGCCGUUCAUAGUGCUGUCGAAUCGAAGUCAUCGAGAGAUUUCGGUAUAGAAGUACCUCAUCGAUUGUCUAAUACGAGAUCGAUUGGUGAUGCAUUACGAGCCUUUGGUGGUUAUGGUAAACCAUAUGUGUUGGUUGUGUCCAUACAGGAUCGUGUGCAAAGUGAAGAAUUGUUUGAUAAGAUUAGUCUAAUCGAGGGUGUGGGGAAAAUGACAAAAGAACAAAUAGAAGAGCAUAUGAAAAAGAAUUUGGAUAAUAUUCGAAAAUAUUAUUUCGGAACUAUAAGUGACGAAGAAUAUCGUGCUCAUCGAAAUCCGGUCGGUGAAAUUGUCACUAAAAUGGUUGCUUCGAAAAAUCUCUGA